GAUAUGAAGAAACGUGAGUUGAUAUUGAUGUUUGCUUGCGAGAUUAUCAUAGCAGCUGCUGGAGUGGACGUGGACACUACGUGCGCCGCAGAAAAGGGAGAAAUGGGUGCACCUGGUUUACCGGGCUCCCGUGGAGUGAGGGGUUACAAAGGUGACAAGGGAAACGAUGGAGUAAAAGGUGCUACUGGAAUAAAAGGAGAUGCGGGAGUAAGAGGUGGUCCGGGUACUCGCGGACCUCAAGGAUCUCGGGGCUCAACGGGUGAGACAGGUAAACCAGGGUUGAACGGAAUGGUUGGACCCAAAGGUUCUUUUGGGUCUCCAGGACGUGAAGGUCCGGUAGGACCACCUGGUUUACCCGGUUCUAAAGGAAACCAAGGAGACAAAGGAAACAAGGGUAAUGUUGGGUCAAGAGGUAUUGCAGGGUCUGAUGGAGAUCCUGGUCCGCCAGGUCACACAGGUCCGUCUGGAGUUCGUGGUUAUAAAGGAGAUAAAGUUAGCAUCAAAUAGGAAUGUUUGAAUGUGAUUAAUUGUUUACCACUUGUUAGGGUCCACGAGGCUUAACAGGCCACAAGGGAGAGAGAGGACCACAAGGAAUUGCAGGCCCUGCUAUUGAUGAAGAAACGAGAUCAAUUAUGAAAACAUGUUGUGAUCCUGUUAAUGCUCUCAAGGCUCAAAUGGUUUCUCUGGAAUCAAAACUAAACACAAAAAUUUCUGCUUUGGAGAGUCAACUGCAGAAUGUUACAACUACUAAUCAACCAGCGGCUCACUUGUCAGGAGGGGGGAGCAGAGGUGUUUACA
Molecule: messenger RNA, 798 nt
Organism: Corticium candelabrum
Lineage: Eukaryota; Metazoa; Porifera; Homoscleromorpha; Homosclerophorida; Plakinidae
Product: otolin-1-A-like
Exons: 11
Coding region: 4-507 (167 amino acids)
Cellular component (GO): extracellular matrix
Source: RefSeq, a predicted model, not a curated record